Messenger RNA from Cuscuta epithymum, 1011 nucleotides. Lineage: Eukaryota; Viridiplantae; Streptophyta; Magnoliopsida; Solanales; Convolvulaceae. The record is from the annotation of a GenBank genome assembly.
GUUAAAAUUGAGGUGCAAAUGCACCCUUCCUAACGUUUCAAUACUUUCCGGCUAACCUAACGUUAAUCAGUUGUUUGGGCCUUCUCUGGGCUUUCUCUAUCUCUAUCGCUUAAUUUCUUCGCUCCUUUGUCUUCAUCGCACAUACGAAGACGACGGAUGUGUUCAUAGCAUAGACGGCUCAAGCCCUUUUUGAGGAAGAUGAAAGUGCAGUACGAGUUUAUCUGACUCUUCAUCAACAAGUCAAAGGUUACACCUAUUUUAAUUCCUAUCAGAGAAAGUACAUCUUCCAAACAUGUCACUCAAACCUCUGGAUUUGGAGUAUUUGUGGAUCUUAAUACUGGAAUGCAGACACUUAAUCUAGGUAUGCGUGGUGAAAUUAUCAUAUCACCAGGUUCUCCCCAUUUGCAGAUCCCAAUUUCUGAUGAUCCUAAUGUCGUUACAAGGUUUCCCAUCCCUAAUGAAAAGACUAUACGGAGGAAAAAAGCCAAACUAUCAACUGGGGUCCAAUUGAGGGAAAUUAAGAUGUCUGGAAAUGGUACUGAAGUAAGGGCACCUAAUCAAUUACCAUUUCAGGCUCCAGGAAUGCAAUUCAGAGGAAGACCUUCAGUGCUUGGGAAACAUUUACAACAACAGAGAGACAAGAAGGCUACACAAUUGAAGAAUACCCUGAAGAUGUAAUUGUAGACUUAGAAUUAAAGUAGUAUGUAGUAGUAUUUUGCUUACUGGUGUUUGCUUACUGGCUGAAACAGAAAACCCUUUUGUUUUUGUUAUUUCUUUCAUUUUAUGGGUACUUACUAUGCUGAAGCCAGUGUAAUGAUUUUUGCUAUUAGUGAGUCAUUGAUGUUGUUUGGUUAGAACGAAGGGAAAAAACUGAAUUAGCUCUUUUUGUAUGAUCAUGGAGCAUUCUGGUAUAGAGCAUGUUGUAGGAAGUGCUUAGCUUGUGAAUGAUUAUGGAGCAAUAUCAUCCAUUUUAUAUUUCCUACUUGAUCAAUAUAUUAUGUUCAUAGCUGC